Messenger RNA from Suillus clintonianus, 6349 nucleotides. Its product is annotated as glycosyltransferase family 2 protein. The record is from RefSeq and is a predicted model, not a curated record. Gene Ontology annotation, cellular component: myosin complex; cell septum; cell periphery. NCBI's taxonomy places the organism in Eukaryota, Fungi, Basidiomycota, Agaricomycetes, Boletales, Suillaceae. The coding region runs from base 123 to 6050 and encodes 1975 amino acids. The transcript has 14 exons. Gene Ontology annotation, molecular function: ATP binding; chitin synthase activity; cytoskeletal motor activity.
CUGCUCUCUACGACAAGGCCGCAUUUUUUUUCUUCCUUUAGGUCUCUCUCUCUUGUCGUUGCCGUUGAUCCUUCCUUCUUUCAUAUUCAAUCUUUUUGUCGUUCAUUUGAAGCAGGCCAGCAAUGGCCUCUGCGUCUGGUUCACUUGCCAACCACGCCGUCAAUUCCGGCGACCUUGUCGACCUCGUUUCCUCAUCAUCCUCUGCAACGGUAUACCCCAACGACGAUGCCAUUGUCACCGUCCUCAACACCCGUUUUCGUGCUGAUUUACCAUACACAAGAAUAGGCACCACCAACUUGCUCGUCGUCAACCCAUUCAAAACACUUGCCAACGUCAACGACAUCAGUGCCAAGGAGUAUGAAGAGCGGUGUUAUAAAGAUACCAGCUUGCCACUUGCGAGUUCUAGGUUGCUCCAACCGCACCUUUAUGAGUUUGCGGCUCAAAUAUACCUUUUAAUGCGUCGGCGGAACCAGUCCCAAUCCGUCAUCACUCGCGGCAUCAGCGGCUCAGGCAAGUCAUCCAGCACCCGCCUCCUAGUCGACCAGCUUCUUCGGCUCUCCGCCCGCUCAAAGAAGGAAAAACGCAUCGCAGGCCAAAUCAAGGCGUUCUCCACGUUGCUCGACUCAUUUGGAAAUGCCAAAACUCUUCUAAACCCAAACGCCUCGCGCCACGCGCGCUACUUCGAGCUUCACUUCAAUGCCCGUGGACGCAUUGAGUCGGCUAAAGUCCUUGCGUUUGCGCUUGACAAGUCCCGCCUUACGCGCCUCACGCAUGAGGAGCGCACGUUCCAUAUUUUUUACCAGUUUUUAGCGGGUGCUACGCCCCAAGAGCGGGACCACUUUGCGUUGGAGGAUCCUUCUGAUUAUUCGUUGUUGGCGUCGUCGGGGUGUUAUCGCCUGCCGAGUGGCCCUUUCAGCGAUGACGCUAUUGCGAUGGAGGAAGUGUUAGCUGCGAUGCGUACCCUGGGCUUCAAAGCGAAGCAUAUCUCGUCGAUAUUCACGCUGCUCGUUGCGAUUCUCCUGCUGAGCAACAUCCAGUUCUCAGAAGCGGAUGCACGUGAUGUUUCUGCAUAUGUUGCUAAUGCGCCUGUGCUGGAGCAGGUGGCGAGGCUCCUUGGUGUGUCUUCUGAGGAUCUGACGCUGAUUCUGACGACUAGGACGAGCUAUGUUCGGAAGGAGCUUUAUACGGUUUUGCUUAAUGUGGAGCAGAGCGCAGCGCAACGUGACCAGUUCAUGCGCGACUUGUAUGCUAUCCUCUUUGCAUACGUCGUCGAGACCGCCAACCACAAGGUCGUUCAGGCCAACCGGGAGGAGCUCCCUCACUCGCAGAUUGUGAUCUUUGAUCAACCUGGAUUCCAGUCUCGUGGACCGACGGGCAGUGGCUCGAUGUCAUUCACGGGGACUGCUCCCUUGAUUUCAGCAUAUGGACAGAAUGGGUUCGAUGAAUUCUGCAUCAACUUUGCGGAUGAGGUCAUGCAGUCUUACAUGCUUCGCAGCGUGUUUGAGGACAGGCUUGGGUACAACAGUCACGUCACCGGCGAUGGUGUCCCCCUCCCUUCGAUAUCUACCAUGGACAACUCUGCUUGCGUCGAUCUGCUUCGGGGUGCUCAGGUGUCGGAGCGCUCUACCAGGAAGCCGGGAGGCAUGCUUGGUGUGAUCAGCAAGUCAUGCUCCUCAUUCAAGUCCGGAAAGGCGGGUGAGAAGAAAGAUGAAGAUAUGUUGCAGGACCUCAUCUCCAAGUGUGGGUCUCAUGCGUCCUUUGUGGCGACCCCAUCCCAGAUUGGUUCCAGCGAGAAGAGCCUGUUUGGUAUCCACCACUACGCCGGGAACUGCUCGUACGACGUCACGAGCUUCGUUGAGAAGGACUCAGACCUGCUUGAUUCUGCGUUUGUGACUCUUCUGCGUAAUUCCUCUGACGCGUUCAUGUCGAAGCUUGUUUCUGGCCCUUCUCUUGCGGCGGAAAGACAUUCCAAAGAUGAGGCUAUCAUUGUACAAGCCCAAGUGUCCUCUCGCCCGCUUCGCUCACCUACCCCCAUUGCUUCUCCCAACGGCACAGCACCUCCGGCAAGUGAAGACCAUGCACGUCUUGAUUCGUCCAAGAUAUACCCCGUUACUACCCAACUCAACCAUACCCUUUCCGAAAUCAUCGCCUCUCUCGACCACACACAUCUUUGGACUAUCUCGUGCAUCCGUCCUAAUGAUUCCAAUUCGCCAAACUCGUUCGAUAAGCGCCGUGUCAAGGCGCAGGUGCGGUCGAUGCUUAUACCUGAUAUCGUUGCACGCCGGAGUGUCGAGUUCGUUACGGACUUUCAGCAGGUGGAGUUCUGUGACCGCGGAUCUGUCAGUGCUGCCGCAAGUAAUGGAUGGGAGGAGGGGAAUGACUACGUCGUGGGCCAUCGGAGCAUUUGGCUUUCGUACGGUGCGUGGAAGACCGUGGAGGAUGUUGUGAGGGCUGCCGAGAAGGAGCAACCGAGGCGUUCUGGCGAGGAUUUCGAUGAUGAAGAGAGUGCUGUUGGAGAUGAUGUGACGGACUUUACCCAUCCAGAUGGUGUCCAUGGAGGAUACGCUUCCGAGAGCCGGGAUAAUUUACUGGUCGCGAGGGCGAGCAGUGGAGGGUCACGAUACCAGGAUCCCAACCGUUUAGCGCCGUACGGAAACGCUGGAUUACCUUCCCCUGCCUUGGGAAUUCCUACUUAUGACGACAACGAUGCUGAGUCGGCAUCCGAGUGGGAUAAGAAAGGUGGGAGCCCUGGCAUGAGCUCGCCUCCCUUCAUGUCGAAAGAGGGUGAGAUGAUCGUCAACAAGGCCCCGGCCGCAGUCGAAGAAGUUCCUUCAAGUACUUCACGCCGAUGGUGGCUCUUCCUUGUCUGGGGUUUCACCGGCUGGAUACCUUCAUUCGUCCUUCGCUACGUCGGCCGCAUGAAACGCCCAGAUAUCCGGCUCGCCUGGCGCGAAAAGCUCACCAUUUUCAUCCUCAUUUUCCUCAUGAACGCGCUCGUCAUCUUCUAUAUCGUCGAGUUUGGAAGGCUUUUGUGUCCUAACUUCGACAAGGCGUGGUCGCCGACGGAAGUCUCGGAGCACACUGGCGACGCUGAUUGGUGGAUUUCAAUACAGGGGCAGGUGUAUGACAUGUCGAACUUCAUCCACGGUGACCACAGCGAUCUAUCCGGUAUCGCUAGUAACUCUGCGAGCGACCUUGAAGAGCUUGUAGGACAGGACUUGACGGAUUAUUUCCCCCCACCACUUACUCUGGCCUGCCCCGACCUGGUCACUCAAACCUCAUUGCAACUUACACGCAAGAACUUUACACCCAUCGUCCCGCUCGCUAUGCACGCAUCUGGUGCCGCAGAGACUACACAGGGCACCGCGCUUGAUAAUGCGGGUUGGUACACUGCGACAUUCCAGCCGAAGAUGAAGAAUUAUCACAAGGGGCCUUUAGUCUGGACUACGAAGGAAGUUGCCGCGCAAGCUGCGGACCAGACCAUUCAACGCAUCUGGGCUAUCUGGGACAGCGGCGUGUAUGACUUGACGGACUACAUCUACACUCUGACGAUGAACCAAGGCGCGACGAGUCUCUACCAAUUCUUGAGCACGGACGUGUCGGAUGUCUUCAAACAGCAAGCUGGGCAGGAUAUCACGAAGCCGCUCAAUGCUGCUCUUGCGGGUCUCGAUUCUAAUACGGCGGCGGCCAACAUCAACUGUUUGAAGAAUACGUUCUAUCUCGGCGAGACUGACUUCCGGGAUACGCCGAGGUGUCUCGUGCAGAACUACUUGCUAUUGGUGUUCACGAGUAUUCUGUGCGCGUCUAUCGUGCUCAAGUUCCUUUCCGCGCUACAACUGGGUCCCAAGCGGUCGCCUGAGAUGCAGGAUAAAUUCAUCCUUUGCCAAAUCCCUUGUUACACGGAGGGCGAGGAUUCUCUGCGCCGGACAGUCGAUUCAUUGGCGUCGUUGAACUACGAUGACAAGCGGAAACUGCUCUUCAUCAUCUGCGACGGGAACAUCAUCGGCAGUGGGAACGACCGCACGACUCCUCGUAUUGUGUUGGAUAUUCUUGGCGUAGACCCUAAGCUCGAUCCUGAGCCUUUGUUAUUCAAGUCGAUCGGCGAGGGCUCGAAACAGCUUAACUAUGGCAAGGUGUACUCAGGCCUGUACGAGUUUGAGGGACAUGUCGUUCCGUACAUGGUAGUCGUUAAAGUUGGCAAACCUACUGAGCGAUCGAAGCCUGGAAACAGGGGCAAGCGUGAUAGUCAGAUUCUACUCAUGCACUACUUGAAUCGCGUUCACUUUGAUGCGCCAAUGUCGCCCCUCGAGCUCGAGAUCUAUCACCAGAUGAGGAAUGUCAUCGGCAUUGAUCCUGCUUUCUAUGAGUACAUUUUCACUGUCGACGCUGAUACACAAGUCACACCUGAGUCUCUGAAUCGACUGGUUGCUUCCGCUGCAGAUGACUCGAGUAUCAUUGGUAUCUGUGGCGAGACCAAGCUCACGAACGAGGAAGGUUCAUGGUGGACGAUGAUUCAGGUAUACGAGUACUACAUCUCUCACCAUUUGUCAAAGGCCUUUGAGAGUUUGUUCGGCUCAGUGUCUUGUCUUCCUGGAUGUUUCUCGCUGUACCGUAUCCGUACAGCAGACAAGGGCCGGCCUAUCAUCAUCUCGAAUCGCAUUAUCGACGAGUACGCUGAAGGCAACGUAGAUACGCUUCACAAGAAGAACCUGUUCUCUCUCGGUGAAGAUCGUUUCCUGACGACGCUCCUCCUGAAGCACUUCCCCACGUUCAAGACCAAAUUCAUUCCGGAUGCGGUUGCUCAUACCAUGGCUCCCGAAUCUUGGCGUGUUCUGUUCUCACAGCGGAGACGGUGGAUCAAUUCUACGAUUCAUAACUUGUGCGAGCUCGUGAUUUUGCCUGAACUUUGCGGCUUUUGCUGUUUCUCGAUGAGGUUCUUCGUUUUCAUCGACCUGUUGGGCACCAUCAUCCUGCCAGCCACGGUCGUCUACUUGGCUUAUCUCAUCGUUGUUGUUGCUACUGGCAAUGCGGCUCUACCACUGAUUUCCAUCAUCAUGUUGGGUAUCACCUAUGGUUUACAAGCCUUGAUCUUCAUCAUUAAACGUGAAUUCAUGUUGGUGGGAUGGAUGGUGGUCUACCUCCUUUCAUAUCCGGUAUACAGUUUCUUCCUACCCAUUUACUCUUUCUGGUGCAUGGACGAUUUCUCCUGGGGCAAUACGCGUAUUGUCAUUGGUGACGGCGGUAACAAGAAGGUUGUCAUGAACGAGGAUGAGCGGUUCGAUGAGUCGAUGAUCCCGUUGAAGAAGUUCAGUGAUUACGAGGCAGAAGCUUGGGAGAAUGGAUCUCAUCGCUCUGAUGAAACAGGUUUAACCAAGCCUCGUUCCAAUCGUUUCCCUCCUUCUCGUCAAGGGUCCCCCCAGAGCUUCCACCCAUCUCUCACCGGCGAUUACUAUCGGGAUACGAACAUGACCAAGAACAACUCGAAUCCCAAUAUCCGCGGGCCGGCCUCCCACAUCAGCCACGGUUCUCGACAGGGGUCGAUGUAUGACGGGCGGCAGCCAUCUGUACCUCAAUACAGCGUUCCGCAGAUGCCAUUUAUGUCGUUUAGCGGUGGAGCCGGUUCAGUGCAUGGUUCGGACUAUGGACAUAUGGCUAUGAUUCCGCCCUUGGGGUACCAGCACUCUGGCAGUGCAUACGGUGGGAUGCCUCAGGAUUCACGUGCCAUGAUGAUGAACAUGCCCAUGAUGACGGGAGGCUCUCAGACAGGCGGCUUUGGCAUGCUACCCGCGAUCGGAGGAGAUGCACGGCCCUUGUCGAUGUUCUCAAUGGCGACGUCCGUAAAUGCGUUCGCUGGUCCGAGCUUCAACCCCCAUCCUACCGACGAGGAUCUCUUCAAUUCCCUACGGAACUACCUCAGCACGCAAGAUUUGAUGACAGUCACGAAAAAGACCGCUCGUGAGGCGAUCAUGGCCAAAUUCCCCAAAGCUGAUCUUACAUCCCGAAAAGACUUUUUGAACGAGUCGAUCGACAAGAUUCUGUCACAGUCGUAGAGUGAGAGCGACAUUUCUAUUGCGUGAUCUCCAUAAUAUUCUUUACUUCGUGAACGGCGCCGAUGUGCCUUGAACACUCCCUGGUCACCGUACAUUUCAUUCUACUUCGGACAAUCGUUUGGUCGCAUAUGGACACUCCUCUCGUCCCCAGAAUUAUCACUGCAUCGUUGUAUCAUCCUUCUUGGACUAUGCACUCGUACGUAUCAUAAACUUUAACCUACAUAAUUAGGUCUCUGGAUAUGGGUGAGACUCCAAUACACUCUCUUAAAUUGAUGAAUUAUUCGAUUAUGUUUGCCCAU